Molecule: messenger RNA, 943 nt
Organism: Stegodyphus dumicola
Lineage: Eukaryota; Metazoa; Arthropoda; Arachnida; Araneae; Eresidae
Product: cilia- and flagella-associated protein 251-like
Cellular component (GO): motile cilium
Molecular function (GO): protein binding
Source: RefSeq, a predicted model, not a curated record
AUCUGUGUAUUGUUUUAGUGCUUUACAAGAAGCUGAAAAACAAGGUGGGGAAGGAAUUGAUGCUUUUAAAUGUCUUUUUCCUCUUAAUGAAAAUCCAGAAGAAAUGAAGAAACGGCUUUUGUAUAGUGUAUAUGCUUUAGAACUGGAAAUGAAGAUGUUAAAAUUAGGGGCUGAUGAUAAGCCUGUCCUCAAAGGUGAAGUUCCUGUGCAUUUUUUAAGUUAUAUCAUGUCAGCACUUGGAUGCUUUUUGUCAGAAAAGGAAUUGGAGAUGAUGCAUAAGGAUGUCAAUUUUGAAAACAAGUAUCUACAUAAUGGGCAAAAAACUACCUUAAAUGUUUUGGAUAUCAUGAAAUUAUAUGUGAACUAUCGACCUCAAGAACCCUUAACAAAAGAAAAAGUAAGUCAGGCAUUUAAAGAUGUUGUUGCAUUAGAACCAGAUCCAGAUAAAGUGACAAGAGCAAGAUUUCUUGACAUUAUAACCACUCGAGGAGAUGCUAUGUCACAAGAUGAGUUUCUAACAAUUCUUAAAUGUCUGAAAGGUGUUAAGUCUGAUCAGUUGCAUAGUGAAAGAACUUAUCACUUGAACACAAACAGAAUUACAGAUGCUAAUCAAAUUUUUUUACAAGAAGAAAAGGUUGAUCAAACCAUUUCAGAAGAAGAUGAAGAAACAAAAUCUGUGUUGGAAAAUUUAGUACCAGAUGUAAUAACAGAAGAAGUUUUCAUGAAUGAUAUUUUAUGCCUAGGCACUUCUAAAGAAGAUUUAUUAAAAUAUAUUUUAACAAAGGAGGAUCAUAAACUUGUUCCAGAUCCCCCAACGUUUAAUGAUUUUUUAAAUGUUGUUAAGGAAUACAUGAGUUUAUAAAAGUUGCCAGAGUAAGUUUUUGCCAGAGUUUAUAAAAGUUGCCAUUGAGCAAUGUAAUAUUUCCACCACUCUUUGCUUUUU